AUGCAUGAGGUUAUUAUGUCUAACAGGAGUUACUAUAGAUGUGCCUACAGCAAAGAGCUAGGGUGCCCUGCAACUAAGACAGUGCAGCAGAAGGAAGGUGGUGGAAACUACGGAACGGUGAGGUUGUUCGACGUUGACUACUACGGCCAGCACAUUUGCAACAGCCAUGGCCGCAUAGUUCAUCCAAAUGUCGUCGUUGAUGAGCCAGCAACGCAUGACGACGGCGGCGUGCCAAUUGUCAACCAAAGCAGCAGCAGCUCGACGUCGUAUGCCCAUGGAGUUCAGGAUGAGAGCUUUGGGGACUUGUUCAUGGUGCCUGACAUGCCGGAAUACCUGACAGAGCUCACAGAUGUUGAAAUGGCGAAUGCGUUUGGGUUUACCGCCUCGAUGAACUCGCCACUACUGGUCUCUGAAGAUAUAUUAUGGGCAUGAAGGAGUGAGAAAUCGAAGCGAACAAGUGUCCUUUUGUUGAAUUGAAUAUAUGCAGUCAGCCACGUACUACGGCACCAAGAGUUGUGGCAAGAGAAGGAAGAGGGCAUGAGUGUGGGGGUAAGAAAAGUAAAAGAGCAUGUGCAGAAAGUACUUCGAAAAUAGACACAAAACCACGUCGUACAAAACGGCCUGUAGUCUAGA
Zea mays is the source of this 633-nucleotide messenger RNA. RefSeq names its product probable WRKY transcription factor 62. The transcript has a single exon. The coding region runs from base 1 to 432 and encodes 143 amino acids. The record is from RefSeq and is a predicted model, not a curated record. NCBI's taxonomy places the organism in Eukaryota, Viridiplantae, Streptophyta, Magnoliopsida, Poales, Poaceae. Gene Ontology annotation, molecular function: sequence-specific DNA binding; DNA-binding transcription factor activity. Gene Ontology annotation, biological process: regulation of DNA-templated transcription.